Neoarius graeffei (lesser salmon catfish) is the source of this 7621-nucleotide messenger RNA. RefSeq names its product IQ motif and Sec7 domain ArfGEF 2b (gene iqsec2b). Lineage: Eukaryota; Metazoa; Chordata; Actinopteri; Siluriformes; Ariidae. The transcript is spliced from 15 exons. Gene Ontology annotation, molecular function: guanyl-nucleotide exchange factor activity; protein binding. The record is from RefSeq and is a predicted model, not a curated record. The coding region runs from base 438 to 4502 and encodes 1354 amino acids. Gene Ontology annotation, biological process: actin cytoskeleton organization; regulation of ARF protein signal transduction.
UGCAAUUGUCUUCCUGUUCUGGUGUUUAAUACCUAAUACUUAAUGGAUGAAAAGUGCCACAUUGUGUUUUAGGAUAUUGGUGUAUUGGAAUGAUGAGAUACAUAACAGCGUAAUGGAGCACUGGAGAUGGACAAGUGUUUAAAGCGAAGCUCAUUUGCAGAAAGUGGAGGAACAUUAGAGGAAAUGACACAGGCUUCAUCAGGCUUUUGGAUCCACAUUGCUGGAAAUAUGUGUCACUCCCUGCAGUCACAUGCUGUAAUGUUUCCUGUUGCAAACCUGACAUGGGCUUUGGCACUGGGGAAACAGUGACUGCCUACGCACUAACAUUAUUUCCAGAUAAGAGGAAUUUGAGAGUCAUAAUUAUGUCAUAAGUAGUGUGGUUGGCUGUACUUUUGCACUGGGGAGUUGUUGAUGAACUAACCGAAUAGAAAGGAGACAUGCUCCAGAGGGCUGAAGCCUACAAUGUUGAUGAAGAGACUCAAGCCUCAGAGUCAAACCCCUUCUCAGACAGCAGUAAAGCUCCUUAUCAGCAUCGCUCUGACUGCUACCGGGAAGGAAGCUGUGGCCCUCCAGGCCGCCGGGGGCCGGUUGUGGGUCCCCCAAGCCCUGCUUGCCUUACCUGGGCUCAGCGCACCCGUAACCAGCCAGCUAGUCUGGCCUUACGCAAACAGGAGGAGGAGGAGAACAAGAGGUGCAAAGCUCUGUCUGACAGCUAUGAGCUCUCAACUGACCUCCAGGACAAGAAGGUGGAGAUGCUGGAGAGGAAAUACGGUGGCUACUUCCUGAGCAGACGAGCAGCACGCACCAUCCAGACUGCCUUUCGUCAGUAUCGCAUGAACAAGAACUUUGAGCGCCUGCGCAGCUCAGCUUCCGAGAGCCGCAUGACAAGGCGCAUCAUCCUGUCCAACAUGCGUAUGCAGUACUCAUUUGAUGACCGGCAGUCUCAAGCACAGCCUCAGACCUGCCAUAGCCCCGGCAUGGGCCCUCCACAUUCACCUGACCUGGAGCCCGAUUCACCUGCCCAACCAGAAUAUACCCAUUUAGAGGACUCCUUCUCUAAACAGGUGAAGUCCCUGGCUGAUUCCAUUGAUGAUGCUCUAGCAUGCCGUCCAGGUAGAGAAGACUCCCAGGACGGCCUCGGGGACAGUGGUGCUGUUGACGACUUUGGUGAGUGCAUCUGGAGCAGCAACAGCCACCCAUCUCUCCGUCGGGGACUGGGUGAGCGGGAGCGAGGCAGCACAGGAGGUGGUCUGAGCAUGCACGAGGAUAGCACAGCCACGUCAUACAGCGAUGUCACACUCUACAUGGAUGAUGGUUUGCCCUCAUCACCACUCUCUCUGGACCGGGCACCAAGCAGUACAGACACUGAAUUCUGGGGGGGAAUGACCAGUGGGGUUGGUGGGCGAGAGGACAGCCGGGAUACUGAGGGGGGUGGCAGCAGCAACAGCCGGCGCAGUACUCCAUGUACAGAGUGCAGAGAUUACCGCCUCAGAGGGGCACAUUUGCCUCUGCUCACAAUCGAGCCACCCAGUGACAGCUCGGUGGACAUGAGUGACCGCUCAGACCGCGGUUCCCUAGGCCGGCAGUUGGUGUAUGAGCAGGACUCAAGUGGGGGUUCCCCUCAGGGCACGCUAAAGCACAAUCCCAAUGCCAAAGCGCAAGGCCAAGCACGUCCAGCUAGCCGACCAAUAGCAACAAACGUCCCGCACCAUGUGACUCACCACCACCACCACCAUCACCACCACCAUCAUCAUCAGUAUCCUGACACGCCAUCAUCUUCCUCAUCUCCCCAGCAGCCCCCCACUACGCCGCUUUCAUCCUCCUCUUCCGCACAGCUGCCUUCCGGUGGCUUGGAUCAGCAGUGUUGCUCAGAUGGCGAUAAUGACUCGCUAAACUCCACCACAAACUCCAAUGAGACCAUUAACUGCAGCUCUGGCUCAUCAUCCAGGGACAGCCUGCGGGAACCACUGCCACCUCUGGGGAAGCAGACAUACCAGAGGGAGAGCCGCCACAGCUGGGACUCUCCUGCUUUCAACAAUGAUGUGGCACAGAGAAGGCAGUAUCGCAUUGGACUCAACCUCUUCAACAAGAAACCAGAGAAGGGCAUUCAAUAUCUGAUAGAGCGUGGUUUUGUGUCGGACACACCCGUUGGCAUUGCUCGCUUUAUCCUAGAGAGGAAGGGCCUAAGCCGACAGAUGAUCGGGGAGUUCCUGGGCAACCGACAGAAGCAAUUCAACAAGGAUGUACUCGAUUGUGUGGUUGAUGAGAUGGACUUCUCCGGAAUGGAUCUAGACGAUGCUCUAAGGAAGUUUCAAGCCCAGAUCAAGGUACAAGGAGAGGCCCAAAAAGUGGAACGACUAAUUGAGGCUUUCAGUCAGAGGUAUUGUGUGUGUAACCCUGCACUGGUGCGACAGUUCCAGAACCCUGACACUAUCUUCAUCCUGGCUUUUGCCAUCAUCCUCCUCAACACAGAUAUGUAUAGCCCAAGUGUCAAACCAGACAGGAAGAUGAAGUUGGAUGACUUCAUUAAGAACCUGCGAGGAGUAGAUAAUGGACAGGAUAUCCCUCGUGACCUGCUGGUGGGGAUCUACCAGCGCAUUCAGAAAUGGGAGCUGAGGACCAAUGAUGACCAUGUGUCCCAGGUCCAAGCUGUGGAGAGAGUCAUAGUGGGCAAGAAACCAGUCCUGUCUCUUCCCCAUCGCAGGCUGGUAUGCUGCUGCCAGCUUUACGAGGUGCCUGACCCCAACCGACCACAGCGCACCGGUGUACAUCAGAGAGAAGUGUUCCUCUUCAACGACCUGUUGGUGGUAACAAAGAUCUUCCAGAAGAAGAAAACGUCUGUCACAUACAGUUUCCGGCAGUCAUUCCCUCUGGUGGAGAUGCAAGUCCACAUGUUCCAAAACUCCUACUACCCUCAUGGCGUCAGGCUAACAUCAGCAAUCCCAGGUGGUGAACGUAAGGUGCUAAUUGUGUUCAAUGCACCAAGUCAGCAGGAUCGUACGCGCUUCGUCAGUGACCUGAGAGAGAGCAUCGCUGAAGUCCAGGAGAUGGAGAAAUACAGGGUUGAAUCGGAGCUUGAGAAGCAAAAAGGUGUGAUGCGGCCCAGCCUUCUUAGCAGCAGUGUAGUGAGUGGCGGUGUGGGCGGAGUCAAAAACGAAGUAGUGAAUGGCAGCAUUGGAAGAUCUAGUCUGGAUGACAACUAUUCACCCAGUGAAGGCCUGAAACGCACUGCUCUCAGCUCCUCACUUAGGGACCUGUCUGAUUCAGGGAAACGCGGUCGCAGAAACAGCGUUGGUUCCCUUGACAGUACAAUGGAAGGUUCCAUCAUUAGCAGUCCACAGCCUCACCAGCGUUACCCAGUAGCCACUGUGCUGUCGAGCUGCUAUGGAACCGAAGAGUACCGGCCUCACCGCCCCAUCCUGAGCCCCGGAGUGGGGGUGGGGGGUGGGCCGGGGCAGCAACACACCACGGCGCCCGCACCUCCUGGCACUGUGCCUCCAGCCUCCAGCAGCAGCAGCAGCAGCGAGAGAGGAGCCACCAGUGGGACAACAACCAGCGCCACUUCCUUCCUGGGAUCACUGUUUGGGACGAAACGGGCCAAAACACCAGGCCCCAUCAUACCCCCGGGGCCACCCUACCCCGCCCCUAUGGUGCCAGCACCACCACCGCCUCUUACCCCUUUGCCCCUGUGCCCUCCAGAGUCCACUGGCACAUCCAAGAUCCAAUACUGUCACACUAUGGGUGCGGGCAUGGCUGGGCACCCCCCGCCACCAUACUGCCACCCGCACCAACGCUGCCAACACGGUGGUCCUCAACGUCAGCAUGCUACGCUACAGCGGGUCACACUACCACGCCGACCAAUCCACAACUCCUCCCCCUAUCUGCCACCGCUCUCCCAACAUCCUUUUCAGGCUCGCUUCGGGAAUUUGGGCAAUGGGGGAUCAACGUGCGUUCCUCCUCCCCCCCUUUCUCCUCACUCCCCACUAUCCCAACACCCGCCGUUUGCCCUCUGCCACGCACAGCUCACACACUCAGCCAGAGGGGGCGCCGCUGUGGGCAAAACGCCACUAGCUCUGUCACACUCACAACCACACCCGCAUCAACACGCACACUCCCACGGGCAUACGCCCCACCCUGCCCAUCCGCCCCACCCUGCCCAUCCGCCACACUUCGUGUUCACCAGCCCACCGCCACCGUUCCCAGCGCCCACUCCGCCACCCCUGCCAACCUCCGCUCCAUCCGCCGCGGCCCAGCACACGUCGCCGGCCGCCCCGUAUCCGCCCCCGUAUCCUCCGCUUUCCUCCAUCCCACCUCCCCCCCUCCACUCCCCUUUACCCCCCCCUUCCUCCCCCCUUACCCCUCUUACGCCUCUCUCCCCUCUCCCCCCCCCCUUGCACCCCGCCCCGCCACCGCCACAGGUCACGGCACCAUCGCCAGGUCAGACUGGCACAGCCGACCGGGCCAAAUCCAAGCCUGCCAGCCGGAUCAGCACGGUAGUAUGAGCAGGGGCAAAGGAAAAGUGCGCUCCUGGGGCUCGCUACGAGGUCCCCUGGUGGUGGGAGGAGGAACAGCAGAGAGAUUGGAAGACAUGGGAGGAGGAAGCCGGACCAGGACGGAGGGCAGCAAGAGGAAACGCAACUUACUGAGACUCUGUUACUUUCAUUUGCGCUUCCCACAAGUAUAGAGGAAGACAGGACAUGGGAGACAAUGUGCGUACACAUGAUAAGCACAUUCAGAAAUGCACUUCACAUGUAAAACAGGGUCCGUCAUCAUACAGUGGAUAACAGUUCAAGAAAAUGAAAUCUCAGAAAUGAUGCAAAGAAGCACAACUGACUUUAACUGAAAGUGUGUAAGUUACUGAAUCAGUGACAAGCAAUGAAUUUCUUUGUUUUCUUCUCUUUCUUCAAUUAUACAUCAAAAAUUGAGCCAUAGCACGUAACAGAAAUAAAAUGCAACCAGGUAUCAAACACAUGGGCAUGUAUACACAUAAUUGCACACAAAUCCUGACUAACGAGUAUGCACAGGGAGUGAAUAAAAUGCCUAUAGCCAUAAGAGAAUUUAUUCUAGGAGUCAGCACAUGAAGAAACACGAAGAGCUCGUCUCAGUCUAUAUAUUAAUGUAGGAAUGAAAGUAGACCCUGUAGAUCAGGGAGACCUACAAUGAACGAGUCUUUAUCCUCGACUGGACAUACAGUGUAAAUCCAUUCUGUAAGACAGAACAAGUGAAAUGUGUUUUAAGCUCUAGCUUAGCAGACACAGAAAAUAUACGCAAUAAACAGUUAUACUAACCAAUAACCAAUAAUUAAUUGAUGUUCAACUUGUAGUCUUGAAGUCUUGCUCUUCUCCUGUAUAAAGAUCAUCUCAUAAGAGAGGCAUAUUUAAAGCGCAUACAAGAAACAUGACUAAUUUACCAUUUUCGUUGUUGCCAGUCAGAUUUCAAGCUUCACCAAUUUAUUUAUAGAUCUGACCUAAACAAAUUGUCAAUUGUCUGAGUUGAUUAUUUUGGCUCCCAGUGCUAACCUCUACACUAACCUCUACACUCUAAAAAAUAAAGGUGCUUCAGUGGUUCUUCAAAUCUCUGGAUGGUUCCAUGGAGAGUCAAAACUCUGUGAUGAACCAUUACAUUAUACGAAAGGUUCUUCACAUUGGAAAUGGUUCUUCAGAGCCUGGCAUUCUCUUACCAUUUGCUGGUCAAUGCACAUAGGCUAUGUUUACACAAAUCUGUCUUCACUGCUCAAACAAAUGGUUUAAAUGGUUCUUUAAAGAACUGUUGCAUGAACGGUUCUUUGAAGCCCUGAAAAAGGUUCUUCUAUGGCAUCGCCCUGAAGAACCGGUACUGGCCCCAUUAUUUUUUAGAGUGUACUACCAUUAAAUUUGACCUUACAUUUUUGAACGUAUUAACAUCCUUGUAUGCGUGCUAUUAAAUCAACAUUCUAAAGGGCUUGAUUUUCACUUGAUUACCUGAAGGAGUUACUUUACACGUUACUUUACCCAUGUUUGAAGAUAUGAGUAUAAUUAUUUAACUUUUCACUGCCAAAGGAUCUGUUCAUUGCUCUAAAAUCUGCUAUAAUUUGUCAUUAAUAAUAAUAAUAAUAAUAAUAAUAAUGAAAAUAACAAAACUUUGCUGGAUAAUGAGUUAUCUAGGCAGUUUGCUAAAGGCGGUACUAUUUUUGCGCCACAGGUGUGCUCAAAACAAAUAGUAAACUGCCAGUCACAUUUAGCAAACAUAAACAAGCUACAAUGGAUACGUGAAGUUUGCAGAGAUCUGUAACAAUGAAUUGUCUGUACAAUUGAAUUGUAUUCUUGUUAGUGAUUAACCUGAGAAAUGGCUUGCAAAUCAAGCUAGCUGAAGUCACGGUUCUGUGAAAAGGCACUUACUUUUUAACAGACGUUGGAAUUUCAGUGAGUUUCUUGAUUUACUGUCACAAUACCGUGUCUGUGGAAAUAAUGGCUGACUGAAUUAAUCCAGUUCAGGAACUUGUGAUGGGUAGUAACUGUCGUCUGAAAGAAAUGCUCCAGGAGGCACUGCAGCUGCUCUCACUGUUCCUCUUCCUUUUAGUCUUUGCCUAACUGAAAUGCCUAUAUGUUGUAGUGCAAAUCAGAUGCAUUCCACAGGACUGUAUUGAUGCUUUCAUCAUUUUGCAGGUUGUUUUCCUUUGUUUACUAUGGAUAUUAUUUGUUUUGUUGAUUAUUAUUAAUAUUACUAUUAUUAUUACCAGUAUUUAUGUUAUGAAAUGAUACAUAUACUAUAAAUACAACAAAAUUAUAUAUCCAUACUGUAUAUACAUCCACUCAUAGUUAACCAGAGAGUGUGGCGGAGACUAUAGAAAUGUGAUUACUGGUGGAUUUUAUGGACAAUAACACUUGCCUUUACAAGUGUUUACUGAAUGUCACAGACUUUGUUCUGGUAUUUAUUCAUACUAACAGCCCCCCCAGAUGUCUUGUUAUGAGCGUUUGGUUCAUUUUAAGUGUGUGCAAUACAGAAUUUGCAUCAAAGAAAGCCAUUUUUUUUUCUUUAAACGAUGAAGGCUUUAAUUCCUUUUUCUUUUGGGUAUAAAUAUAAAUAUUUGCACAUUAAUUUCAUUUUCAAAGGUAAUUCAUUUCAUUGUAUAAGUACACAGUGUAUAUGAGGCUCUACAUUGCAGCAGGUCAAAAACAAACCAGGAAUAUAGAUUCACAAAACGGUUUGAACAGAUGGAACCAGCCAAUGGAUUGACCAUUUUUUCUCCCACCGCAUAUCCCAUCCCCUUGCAUGACUGCAGUACUUACUGAAUGAGGAGUGUUCUAUAAACAGAUUUGUACAUAAUAUAGCCAAUUAUAAUAUGAUAUAAUGUUGUUUAUGGAACAGACAAAACUAUUAUUCAGGUUUGAUUGUGUGUGUGUGUGUGAAUGUGACGCCUGUGUGAGAGUAUAUCAUUCAGUGUAGGUGAAUAUUGCAUAUUUAUUUUGUAAGCCUAUACUAAUGUAGGCCUAUAUGUCACAACCAAGCUGAAUGUUCUUUUAGAAAUCUAUGAAAUAUGAAGUCAUCGAAUUUGUGUACAGAAUUUGUGCAACAGAAUACAGAGAGAUGUGAAUAUUUAUUGCUUCGAAGCUAUUAUAAAGUGUCCUUGCAGUGGAUAAAA